AUUUUUCUUUAAAUCGGUUCUAACUGGCGGUAGUUUAAAGUGGUUGGGCGUGGAGAUGGUUCGUCAAACGAGAUCUGAGUGGAAAGCUGGCUAUUUCCGAAAACUUGAGAAACAUUUGUCAGAGUUCGAUAAGUGUUUUAUCGUCAACGUAGACAAUGUCCGUUCCAAGCAAAUGCAACAAAUUAGGAUGGCACUUCGGGGAAGUGCAGAGCUGGUACUAGGGAAAAAUACGCUGAUGAGGAAGGUCAUUCAGAAGCAAAUGGGUCAAGACGCUACUUUGGAGAAGCUUUUGCCGCAUAUUCGGGACAAUGUCGGAUUUGUCUUCACCAAUGGUGACCUUGCAGAUGUCCGUGAUAAAAUUGAGAAAAACCGUGUCGAAGCACCUGCUAAAGCUGGUGCAAUCGCUCCGUGUGAUGUCAUCGUGACAGCUCAGAACACUGGUCUUGGUCCAGAGAAGACUGCUUUUUUCCAAGCUCUUAGCAUACCAACAAAAAUUGCCAGAGGAGCAAUUGAAAUUAUUAGUGAUGUUCAUCUGGUGCACAAAGAUGAAAAAGUUGGGAUGAGCGAAGCUACACUACUCGGAAUGUUAAAAAUUCACCCAUUUACUUAUGGUUUGGUUAUUAAACAAGUGUUUGAACAAGGUUGCGUGUAUGAUCCUGCUGUUUUAGAUAUAACUCCUGAUAUGAUAACUGAAAAAUUCGCCGCCAUUGUCCAAAAUAUUGCAUGCUUAAGCUUGGCGUUGGAAUAUACAACAUUUGCCAGCAUCCCACACGUUCUAGCAAACGGGUUUAAAAACUUGUUGGCUAUAUCUCUUAUGACAGAUUACUCGUUCAAAGAGGCCGAACAGAUAAAAGAGUUCCUAGCAGAUCCUACUAAAUUUGCUGCAGUCAUCACAUCCGCUGCCGCCGCACCGGCUCCAACUACUACAACCAAGGCUGAAGAAAAAGCUGCACCUGCAGAGGUGUCUUCUGAAGAAAGCGAUGAAGACAUGGGAUUCAGUUUAUUUGAUUAGAUGUUUAAUAAAUAGUUAACUGGUUAU
This is a messenger RNA of Schistosoma margrebowiei, 1039 nucleotides long. NCBI's taxonomy places the organism in Eukaryota, Metazoa, Platyhelminthes, Trematoda, Strigeidida, Schistosomatidae. The record is from the annotation of a GenBank genome assembly.